GGUAGAUUAGCCGGUUUACCGGCCACCCCCGGUUCUCGGCCACUACGUACUAAAACUGUAAUAACAUGACAACUUUACCGUAUUUAUUGAAAAAAUGAGGGUAAUCGGAUAAAUUCAGUUGACAUUGACAUAUCCUAAAUUUGUUAGCUUGAUAUCGUUUUGAUUGGCUCGUCAGUGCAACAAAGUAAUUUACACAGUGUGAAUGUUAGACAAAUUUGCAAAAAAAAUUGUGAUUCAAUAUUUUUUCGAGGGCGGGGUUCGAAGCGCGCGCUAUGGUGCGGUGGAAGUAUUGCCUGGUGCUGGCGCUGUUGCUCUUGCGGACCGACGCCAAGGACGACGAUGAUGAUGAAGACUGUCACAGAGGUGAGGAAAACGAUGACGAGGAGGAAGACGAGGCGGACGAGACCGACGAUGAUGAAGAACGUCCGGACACGAUGGAUAUACCUCCGGGUCGGCGGACGCGGGUGUUAGGGACGCCGCCGGGUCAAGAGGGCGUUACUCCAAGCAGGACAACGAAGAGGGCUCCCCUCGAGUGCUACGUAUGUGGUUAUAGAAGCGAGAUGCCGCUACGGUCGUGCCUUGAUCCUGCAAAAUACAGGGUUCAUUCAGUGACAUGUCACAACUUGGAUGACAAGUGCUUCACAACAGUGAUAUCAAAGGACAAGGCGUACGUCGCCGUCAUCCGCGGCUGUCGCACCGGCUGCGUCGGUUCUCCGGACACUACGUGCUGUGAGCGAGACCGCUGCAACAACCAAGCGUUCGCGAUGCCCAUAGUACCGCGCGCGCACUCCGAUAGCUCAGAAGCCGCUCCGUUAUUAUCCAUCGCUGCCAAAACCACGCCUUCCAACGUGGUGUUCUUCGUCACGGUAUUGCUGCUUCUGCAGACGGUGGUCAAGGUGGCCUUUGUGUAACAUAAUACAAAAUGUUGGCAAUGUAGUGCCGAGCGCGCAAAAACCUUUUUCAUCCACCGCUGCCAAGAGCAUUGCUUGGAACAUGCUGUUCUUCGUUACCGUACUUUUGCACACGGUGGUUAAGAUGCCUUCCGUGUAACAGUUAUAAAGUGUUAGCAAUGUCUAUAGUGCCCAGUACGCACGGAGUCUAGGGAAACCGGUCAAUCGAGUAUCAAAACCUAAUCUACUUGAAAGACAUUUUGGUAAUUUUUUUAAAGCUGGUGGACUACCCACGUCCUAACCUUAACAUGUAUGUGGUAACAAAUAUUUCUACUCAUUAUGUGAAAUGUUGGUGCGGUUUUUGUGAUGUUUUAUUACUGUCUUGUACACUGAUUUUAUAAUAAAUUUUAAAUCAAUA
Messenger RNA from Cydia strobilella, 1308 nucleotides. Its product is annotated as glycosylphosphatidylinositol-anchored high density lipoprotein-binding protein 1-like. Lineage: Eukaryota; Metazoa; Arthropoda; Insecta; Lepidoptera; Tortricidae. Bases 273 to 911 code for a protein of 212 amino acids. The transcript is spliced from 6 exons. The record is from RefSeq and is a predicted model, not a curated record.